Messenger RNA from Erigeron canadensis, 1009 nucleotides. Its product is annotated as steroid 5-alpha-reductase DET2. Lineage: Eukaryota; Viridiplantae; Streptophyta; Magnoliopsida; Asterales; Asteraceae. Gene Ontology annotation, biological process: brassinosteroid biosynthetic process. Bases 25 to 849 code for a protein of 274 amino acids. Gene Ontology annotation, molecular function: 3-oxo-5-alpha-steroid 4-dehydrogenase activity. The transcript has a single exon. Gene Ontology annotation, cellular component: membrane. The record is from RefSeq and is a predicted model, not a curated record.
AAACAAUUGUGUAUAUAUGGAUCGAUGUAUCACGGAGCCAAUAAUAAUAGUGUAGCAUAUAACUUGUGGAAAAUGCCGUCCGAUGAAACAUUCUUUCACUACGCGGUCGUGACGUUGUUUCUGAUAACCCCGCCAACAUACCUCUCCUGCCGUUACACGACGGCGCCAUACGGCAGACACCACCGUAAAGGCUGGGGACCCACCAUCCCGUCAUCGUUAGCUUGGUUCUUAAUGGAAUCCCCAACUGUGUGGUUCACCCUUGUGCUGUUUCCGUUGGGUCAACACAAGUCAAACCCCAAAUCCAUCAUUUUAAUCUCCCCUUUCCUUUUCCAUUAUAUUCACCGCACCUUCAUUUACCCGCUUCGCAUCUACCGCAGUAAAAAACAAUACCCAGUUAGUAUAGCUCUCAUGGCUUUUAUUUACAAUCUUUUUAACUCUUAUUUGCAGACCAGAUGGGUGUCGCAGUACGCUGAUGAUUAUGAGAGUGAUGUUUGGUUUUGGAUUCGGUUUUGUUGUGGCCUGUUGGUUUUUACCGUGGGGAUGUUUGUUAAUGUGAGAUCUGAUAUGAUGUUGGUUAGAUUAAAAAAAAAAGAUGAUAAUGUUAAAAACGGGUAUAAGAUUCCUAGGAACGGGUUGUUUGAAUAUGUGAGCUGUGCUAAUUAUUUUGGUGAGAUUGUGGAGUGGUUUGGUUGGGCUGUGAUGACCGGAUCAUGGGUCGGGUUGGGUUUCAUGUUGUAUACAUGUGCUAAUUUGGUUCCGAGGGCAGUUGCUAAUCAUAAGUGGUAUUUGGAGAAAUUUGGUGAAGAUUAUCCUAAGCAAAGGAAAGCUGUUUUCCCUUUUCUGUAUUGAUGAUUUUAUGAAAGCAUUUCUUAUUGUUUUGUAUGUAUUGCUGAUGAAUAUUGAAAAUGAUCUUUGAUAUGUAUAUAUGAUAAGUAGAAUAUACUUGGUUGGUGUGAUGUAUUUUGAUGUAUGUAUAUAUUUUAUGAUUCGAUUUUUUUAUAUGUUUGAA